Molecule: messenger RNA, 924 nt
Organism: Marasmius oreades (fairy-ring Marasmius)
Lineage: Eukaryota; Fungi; Basidiomycota; Agaricomycetes; Agaricales; Marasmiaceae
Exons: 2
Coding region: 1-924 (307 amino acids)
Source: RefSeq, a predicted model, not a curated record
AUGUCCGAGGAUAGUGGGAAAGGUAAUGGAGCAUUAUUCAGCUUCCUCUACCACCUCUACAAGUCUGCAAAGGCUGUCCCGGAGGGAGAACGUAACAAUAUUCAGAAGGAAUUGGUCACCUGUCACUAUUCCCCUGCAUUCAUGCAGGAAAAAUGGGACGUGGCUAAAACUAACAGUGUGUCCAACACUAAGAAUAAUUCCGUUAACACUAACGGAAUUGAUAUAGCCUCAGAAGGUUCCGACGUGACUCCUAAACACGUACCUCAACCCCAAAAGCAAGCUCCCACUGAGGAAUACAUUCAGUGGGUUUUCAAGCAAAUCUCACUUGGAAAUUGCCCCACUGGGAUCCGCCAAUUUGAGGACAAUGAAGUAUCAACAAAUUUCGUUGAACUGGUACUGACACCUAACCUGUACCGCUCAUUUAUCGAGGAGAACCCCCUCCCACAACCUACACCAACAAUCGAGCCGUACAAAGGGGAUACCAGGAAUCUGACCCCACAGAUUUUAGCUGCAUUCUUACGGAUGCAAGCUGUACCACCCACCGUUGUAGACGACAUGGCCCUAUUUGCUAUCCUCUGGCUGCAAGCAUCAGGACCGUCUUCUGACGUGCACAAUGAUCAUGAACAAACUCAACUGCAUUCCCGAUUGUUGCCCCUACUCGAAAUUCACGGUAUCCCAUCCAGAAUAGAUGAGAACCGUUAUCUCAUCAACAAAACAACUGAAUUGUUAGCAUCUGCACCAUUACAAAUCUUGGACAUCUCGGGAACUGUGAUAGUUCCUGUGGACUCGAACCCCACCCCAAUCACUACUUCCGAUACCAAGCAGGGGAUUGCGACAGCCCCCUCAAACCUCAUAUCCAAUUCAGGCAAUAACACCGACCCGGAUACAAUAAUGACUGAGGUGUCAACUGACACUUCCAACUGA